CUAUUUUUAUGUAAUAAAGGUGUCAUAUUAGCGCAAAAGGGUGAUAGAAAUACGCUAAAAUUGAGUCCAGUGGGCAAUAGGACCAAUGUAAAGUUAGAGUGUGUCAUAGCAACUUUGGUCAUUGUUCGAGGGGUACUGGAUGCUCAUCUCUUUUCUUAAAAUCCGUGCCAAGUCAAAAGAGGUCAUCGUUUGUGAAGGUGGCUCAUUUGUGUUGUAUAUAUAAAUGCCUAUUGACAAGAAGUGCGAUACAAGUAUUUUAGCCAUAGUUAAAAGCUCUAUAAAUUUCUGUUCUUUGUUCACAAUGGCAACCAACUCAUCAGACAAUGAAGUGAUUGUGGCCAUGGUGCCAUUUUCUGACUAUAGCCAUCUCAACAACCUCUUCGAUCUUGCUCGCUUCAUCGCGUCCCAUAAUAUACCGGUACACCUCAUCUGCUUUGCUGAUCAGAACAAAGAACUGAAACUUCGCGUCCAAGGUGGUCUCGUGGCCUCAAACAUCCAUUUCGAUGACCUCUUGAGACCUUCUCCAUCAGAAGAAGAUGAUGAUGGCCGUGAUGGCGUGCCUCCGAUUAUAAAGAUUCUGAGAAAACUCAAGGAGCCUAUUCAUAAAACAUGCUGCGAACUCGCCACCAAUGCGAAGAAAUUAGUCAUAAUUCAUGACCUUAUAAUGAGCGACCAAAUACAGGAUGUCCAUACAUUGAUCUCAAAUGUGGAGUCUUAUAUCUUCCACACCGGGGCGACUUUUAGCAGAUAUUCUUCCUUUCGACAAAGUAUUCCUGGCGUAGUUGAUGACGAUGAUCAUGAGAAACUGAUCGAACAAAUGGAGGAUGAGUUUCCGGUGUUGGAGCCACAUCAGAAAUUGUGGUUUAGAAUGGAGCAUGAGUUGAAGCUCCAGUCCGGAGAGAUCAUUAACUCGUGUAAAGAAGUGGAAGGUAAGUACCUAGACUUACUUGCCAAUGCGAAACACAAGCCGUUGUGGAUUUUUGGUCCAUUUCAUUUGAUGUUAGAAUCGCAUGACUCUAUCUCUUUUUCGCCUAGCAACAUGACUCGUCAUGAAAGCUUGGAAUUUCUCGACAAGCAAGAUGUUAACUCGGUAAUAUUCGUCUCAUUUGGAUCGACCACUACAUUAUCACAAGAGCAAAUCAAUGAGCUCGCUCUGGGUUUAGAACAAAGCAACCAUAGAUUUAUUUGGGUGCUAAGAAAAGGAGAAAAAGCGGAGAAACUUAAAGAGGACGACGGAAAGAUUGAAUUACCACAAGGGUUCGAAGAGAGAGUGGAAGGAAGAGGAAUGGUGGUAAAUUGGGCACCACAGCUGGAAAUCUUGAGGCAUUCAUCUACGGGUGGCUUUAUGAGUCAUUGUGGGUGGAAUUCUUGUAUCGAGAGCAUUAGCAUGGGAGUGCCUCUAGCAACUUGGCCAAUCAGUUACGAUCAGCCAUAUAACGCUGUACUUGUAACCAAUUUGCUCAAGAUUGGGGUAUCUGUCAAGAGUUGGGCUCACCGGAAUGAAUUGGUAACAGCAUCAACCAUUGAGAAAGCGGUGAAGACAUUGAUGGGCACGACGGAAGGGGAAGAGAUGAGGCAAAGGGCAGUGGAAAUGAGCAAAAAGAUCAAGAGCUCUGUUAACCAUGGAGGACCUGCACGCGAGGCAAUGGAAUCUUUCAUCUCAAAUAUUAUCAAAUAACUUUCAGGAUUGUGUCUUUCAAGAUAUUGUUUCUCAGCAUAUUUAGGUCGAAUGUCCUUCCUGAUUUGUUGUUUCUCAGUUCUAUUUUCCUAUGUUGAAAUAAGCUUGAUAGCCAAAGGCAGAAGUCUUACAUGGCUAGUCAGAUAUAUUGACAUUUGAGAAUUACUAGUA
Messenger RNA from Capsicum annuum, 1849 nucleotides. Its product is annotated as zeatin O-glucosyltransferase. Lineage: Eukaryota; Viridiplantae; Streptophyta; Magnoliopsida; Solanales; Solanaceae. Bases 224 to 1678 code for a protein of 484 amino acids. Gene Ontology annotation, molecular function: UDP-glycosyltransferase activity. The record is from RefSeq and is a predicted model, not a curated record. The transcript has a single exon.